AUGCAUCUUUGCAACUUCAUUCCUGUCUUGGCUGCUUUGGCUUCCGUUGCUGCCGCAGCGUCCAAGACUUGUCCCAGCAACACUCCACUCUCAUGCCACAACACCACCGUCGUUGAAGACACUUGCUGCUUUAUUCCGUCUGGUCAGCUGCUUCAGACGCAGUUCUGGGAUACCGACCCCUCCACUGGCCCUUCCGACUCCUGGACUAUCCAUGGGCUGUGGCCGGACAAUUGCGAUGGUUCAUUUCCCCAGACGUGCGAUGCCAGCCGAGCAUACACCAAUAUUACCGACAUCCUGACAGCCAUGGGUGCCGAUGACACCCUCCAGUACAUGCAGACCUAUUGGAAAGACUAUCAAGGCAAUGACGAGAGCUUCUGGGAGCACGAAUGGGGCAAGCAUGGCACAUGUAUCUCGACCCUGGAUCCUGGCUGCUACGACGACUAUGUACCGACAGAGGAGGCAGCGGAUUUCUUCUCCAGGACGGUGUCCUUGUUCAAGACGCUGCCUACUUACCAGUGGCUGGCCGAUGCUGGCAUCACCCCUGACGGCUCCAAAUCCUAUGCCCUGGACGACAUCCAGUCAGCACUCUCCCAGCAACACGGCGCCGAGGUGACUCUGGGAUGCGACGGCAAGAACCUGAAUGAAGUCUGGUACCACUUCAACGUCAAGGGCUCUCUGCAAGACGGCCAAUUUGUCGCCGCGGAGCCUGAUGGCGCCAAGAGCAGCUGCCCCGACUCCGUCUACUACGAUCCAAAGAACGGCGGCCGGCGGUAG
This is a messenger RNA of Trichoderma reesei QM6a, 774 nucleotides long. RefSeq lists its product as uncharacterized. Gene Ontology annotation, molecular function: RNA binding; ribonuclease T2 activity. The record is from RefSeq and is a predicted model, not a curated record. Gene Ontology annotation, cellular component: extracellular region. NCBI's taxonomy places the organism in Eukaryota, Fungi, Ascomycota, Sordariomycetes, Hypocreales, Hypocreaceae. The transcript has 2 exons. Bases 1 to 774 code for a protein of 257 amino acids. Gene Ontology annotation, biological process: RNA catabolic process.